CCAUAUUCUAUGAUGCGUUCGUUCACUAGUCAAAAUUUAUAAUUUAGCUUAAUUUUUAUUUCUCUGUUAAGUGAAUUGUGAUCCAACUGUUUGUUAUUAUCCGUUAUAUACGAAAUUUGGUUUUUCUUUUUUUUAUCGUUUUUAUCGAACGAUUCUUUUGCUUAGAGUAUGCAUUAGAGAAAAAUAUGGCCAACGAUAAUUUAGAAGAUUUAAAAAACUGUAAACGGCCUGCCUCAUCUAGCAAUCCUGAUCUUUCAGACAUCGAUGAUCUUAUUCAAGAAAAUACUGAAAAAAUUAGAGUUGGUCGUGAUUUUCAAGCAGUUAUUCCCAAAUUAUUAGUAUCUCAAGCUCAACGUCGUGAGCGAUUAAACAAAAAGGCAUUAUUAGUAUGGUCACCAACAGAAAAAAUAUCAGAUGUCAAAUUAAAUGAGUAUAUUUUACUAUCCAAAGAUAAGUAUGGAUAUAAUAGUGAACAAGCAUUAGGUAUGUUAUUUUGGCACCAUCAUGACAUGGAAAAAGCUCUUUGUGAUUUGGCAAAUUUUGCUCCUUUACCUGAUGAAUGGAGUACAGAAGACAAAGUUACAUUUGAGUCUGCAUUUAAUAGUAUUGGAAAAAAUUUUUUACGAAUCAAACAAAUGUUACCUGAUAAACCAAUAGCUUCUUUAGUUAAGUAUUAUUACUUAUGGAAAAAUAAAAGAAAGAAAAGUAGUGUAAUAGAUCGUCAAGCAAAAAAGUUAGCAAAUGUCCGAUCUAAUGAAAAUCAAAAUGGAAGUAGAGAAGGAUCGAGUUCAGCAGAUUCUGAACCUGAUGAUAAGAAAGAUUCUGGGGAAGGUAGUUCAAAACAGUCAUGCACAGUUUGUGGAGUAUUUGUAACAACAAUACAUCAAACUACAAAAGGUUCUAUGUGUGGCACAUGUUACACACAUUUCAGGAGAACAGGAGGAGGCAUAAGACCAACAUUAGGCCCACCACGACCAAAUAACCGUCAUUUAAAUGUUGCACGCAAUAAAAGGUUACCUCCACGAGGAAUGUAUGUUAAUCAUGAUGAUCUUCAAACCAUAGCAUCUGGACCUAAUGGAGAUGUUAUUUUAUCAGGAAUGGAUGAUGAGGUUGUAUCAUUAAAGUGCAAAAUCCAAUCAAAUAAACAAGAAAUUGGACAAAUUGGGAAAAAACUUAAAUUAGAUAUUAAUGAAUACAGAGUUAAUGAACCAACUUCUAGUCGUAUUUCACCACGAUGGACAAAUGAUGAAGUUAUGUUAGCUAUUCAAGGUAUGCGCAAAUAUGGAAAAGAUUUUCAAGCAAUUGCAGAAACAUUAGGAACAAAAACACAAAACCACUUAAAAUCAUUUUAUGCUCAUUAUCGUAAACGGUAUAAUUUAGAUUCAAUACUCCAAGAACAUGAUGAUGAACAUAACUCAAUCAUAGAACUUAGUGAUGAAGAAGAAGUGGUUAACAAUAAAGAUGAACCUUCAUCUUCAUCAUCCAGACCUAGUACGCCUUCUUCAAUGGCUUCUGGAUCUAGGCCUCUUAAUAACCUUACACUGUCUAACCCAAAAGCUCAUCAAACAGCAGCAGUUGCUAAGUGAUAUUUGUAGAGUUAUUUAAGUUUUCACUGCCUUGUUUUCAUUAAUUAUUAUUUUAUACUAUAAAAUCAAUCUGUGUAAACAUGUAUAUAAUUUAAAGGGCUUUUAUUUUAAACAAAUUUUUGACUUUUAUUCAAACAUUUUUAUAUAAAAAUACAAUUUUAAACAGUUAUAAAUAGUAAUAGUAUAAGUAAUUUUAGAUUUUAUUUUUUCAUCCAUGUUUUUAAAUUAAUGAAUUAAAAUUUUGUGUUAGUUACUUUUUAAUGUUAAACAAUAAGUAUUUUUAAUCUAUAACAAUAAAAAUAAGUUAUUAUAAUUGUGUAUGCAGACUGUAUUAAUUAAAAAAAUGUAACUUUAAAUGUAUUGUACUAAUUGAUGUUCCGAAAAAAAAUAGGAAAUAAAAUAUUACUAAAAAUUUUA
This is a messenger RNA of Daktulosphaira vitifoliae (grape phylloxera), 2003 nucleotides long. It is a transcript of the gene CoRest, whose product is annotated as REST corepressor. The coding region runs from base 186 to 1586 and encodes 466 amino acids. The transcript has 10 exons. The record is from RefSeq and is a predicted model, not a curated record. Gene Ontology annotation, cellular component: transcription regulator complex; histone deacetylase complex. Gene Ontology annotation, molecular function: transcription corepressor activity. NCBI's taxonomy places the organism in Eukaryota, Metazoa, Arthropoda, Insecta, Hemiptera, Phylloxeridae. Gene Ontology annotation, biological process: negative regulation of DNA-templated transcription; regulation of transcription by RNA polymerase II.